GGCGAGGCGGCGCCGGCGCACUGUGUCCGCUGUGCUGAGCCGCAGCCAUGGAGCAGGCAGCUCCCGACCCUGAGCGGCUUUUGCAGCCCGCGCCGCUGGAGCCGCUGAGCCACCCCGACGCGGGGCUGGAGUCCGUGGUCGGUGAGGAAGCGAAGGGGGCCCGGGACGAGAGCCCCGGGGACGGCACGAUGACAGAAAGUAAUUUUUCGUUGAAGAAGAUAGAAAUUAGUGUUUCAGAAGCAGAAAAGCGAACCGGAAGAAAUGCCAUGAACAUGCAGGAAACAUAUACUGCUUACCUCAUUGAAACAAGGUCAGUUGAACAUAGUGAUGGUCAGAGUGUCCUAACAGACUCACUGUGGAGGCGGUAUAGUGAAUUUGAGUUGUUGAGAAACUACCUUUUAGUUUACUAUCCACAUAUUGUUGUGCCACCUCUACCAGAAAAAAGGGCAGAAUUUGUUUGGCAUAAACUCUCUGCUGACAACAUGGACCCGGAUUUUGUGGAAAGACGACGAAUUGGUUUAGAAAACUUCCUCUUGAGAGUUGCUUCACAUCCCAUCCUUUGUAGAGACAAAAUCUUCUAUUUGUUUUUAACACAGGAAGGCAACUGGAAAGAGACAGUAAAUGAAACUGGAUUUCAGCUGAAGGCAGACUCCAGGUUAAAAGCGCUUAAUGCAACAUUCAGAGUGAAAAACCCAGACAAGAGAUUUAUUGAACUAAAACACUAUAGUGAUGAACUCCAAUCUGUCAUCUCACAUCUCCUUCGAGUCAGAGCUAGAGUAGCAGAUCGACUAUAUGGUGUGUAUAAAGUACAUGGGAAUUACGGGCGAGUUUUCAGUGAGUGGAGUGCCAUAGAGAAAGAAAUGGGUGAUGGACUGCAGAGUGCUGGUCAUCACAUGGAUGUAUAUGCAUCUUCUAUUGAUGAUAUUUUGGAAGAUGAAGAACAUUAUGCAGAUCAGUUAAAGGAGUAUCUUUUUUAUGCAGAAGCAUUGCGGGCUGUGUGCAGGAAACAUGAACUUAUGCAGUAUGACUUAGAGAUGGCUGCUCAGGACCUAGCAUCCAAGAAGCAGCAGUGUGAGGAACUGGCAACUGGGACUGUGAGAACAUUUUCUUUGAAGGGAAUGACUACCAAGCUGUUCGGUCAAGAAACUCCAGAGCAGAGAGAAGCCAGAAUAAAGAUGCUAGAAGAACAAAUAAAGGAAGGAGAACAACAACUUAAGUCUAAAAAUCUGGAAGGCAGAGAGUUUGUCAGAAAUGCUUGGGCUGAUAUUGAACGCUUCAAAGAACAAAAGAACCAUGAUUUAAAGGAGGCCCUCAUAAGCUACGCAGUCAUGCAGAUCAGUAUGUGCAAAAAGGGAAUUCAAGUUUGGACCAAUGCUAAGGAAUGCUUUAGCAAGAUGUAAUCCUGUGAAAUGAAUUUCUCUUCAAUCAAAGUACCCCAAAACAGAAGCACAAGUAAAUAAAAAGAUUUGUUACCCUGCAUACACAAAAAUAUAUAGUAAGUUGAGUAAGUUCAACUUUCGUUAAUUUGAUUAUAUUAAUAUAGCACAAAAGGAUGUAUUUUAAUGAAGAUUAAAUAUUAUAAUUUGAGGUUUUGGGGACUGGUGCUGAUUGUAAAAUGUUAAUUAGAUAAAAUAUACCAACAGAUUGUCGCUUCUGAACCAGUGUCUGAAUAUCAAGAUGUUAGGUCAUUUCUAGAAGUUCGUUUCAGUGCCCACUGUUUCAUAUCUGCUUAUGUAGGGAGUCUUUCCCUAAGACUGAAUUCUUAUCUUUAUUUGGUAAGGCCCACUAAUCUAUCACAGGGUUAAUUUUUCUUGCCUUACAGUUGAGCUGUUUGGUUUGACAAAGCUCAGCUGAAAUUUAGUGUGAAAUCUAAGAAUUUCUCCUACAUUCAUUAAUGCCCCCAAACAUUACAUACACUGGACAAAUGCCUUCAGUGUGUGUUUUACCAGAAUUUUGAUACGGUCAAAAUUUUAUACUGCCAACAAAGAAGACUCAACUUCUCAGUGGAAUACAUUGUUAUAAUCUAGGAAUUGCUAUAUAGAAAGUUUUGAGUAUGUUGCAUAUACAAGCAUUAAAUUCUUAAAUAAUUCUUAACCUCAGUGAUGAGCCUAAAUUUACUCUGCUUGGCUCUCUACACAUGGCAUUUCAGGGUACAAGAUGUAGCAUUUCAAUGUAUAAGAUAUAUGUAGUGAACAUAUGUAUUAUUAUCUUCAUUAUUAUCAUCCUUUUUUAUUGCUUGGCUAUAAUUUUUAUAAAGAUAAAUUAUAUUGUGCUUUUGUGUAUGUGUUUUUGUGGUAUAUGUUCAGAAGCCAAGCACCCUUGGAAUUUGCCAGCUUUGCAGAACUCUACAUGUGUACUCAUUAUUACUAAUUAUGUAAAAAAAUUUUUCAGUACUGUUCAACAUUUGACUUUUUUACAUGUUUGAAAUGUUGCUGAAUUUUUGUGCUGUUUGCCAGACUUAUACAGUAAAUAAAUGAAAUACUGUGUUGAUUUUCA
Molecule: messenger RNA, 2496 nt
Organism: Dama dama (fallow deer)
Lineage: Eukaryota; Metazoa; Chordata; Mammalia; Artiodactyla; Cervidae
Gene: SNX4
Product: sorting nexin 4
Exons: 14
Coding region: 48-1400 (450 amino acids)
Biological process (GO): protein transport
Molecular function (GO): phosphatidylinositol binding
Source: RefSeq, a predicted model, not a curated record